AUGGCUCAAAUUAAGGUCAGUUGGAUAUGGGAUAACACUCGAAGUAGAUUAGAGAAGGUUAGCUGGCAUCGUCUUCUGUGGUUUCCAGGCCACAUUCCUAAAUUCUCAUUAAUCUCAUGGAUGACAAUUUUAGACAAAUUGCCUACAAAAGACAAGCUUGCAAGAUUUGGUUUGACUGUUGAAGACAAAUUGCCUACAAAAGACAGGCUUGCAAGAUUUGGUUUGACUGCUGACAAUGGUUGUGUACUGUGUAACUUUGGUCUUGAGUCUCGCAAUCACCUCUUCUCUAAGUGUGUAUACGCGAAGGGUAUAUUGUGUGAUGUUCUUCACUCUUGUGGUCUUACCCAAGAGCCCCUAUGUUGGAGUGAUAAUCUCCAAUGGAUGUUGCAGAACCUCAAAGGCAAAUCUCUUAUAGUUCAUAUCCUCAAGCUGGCUGGGACUGGACUUGUUUACUACACUUGGGAGGAACGUAAUCUCAGGCUUUUCAGAGGUUUGGCUCCGUCGAUUAAAACUAUUGGGAUAUAUGUUGUGUAG
Messenger RNA from Hibiscus syriacus, 534 nucleotides. RefSeq lists its product as uncharacterized. Lineage: Eukaryota; Viridiplantae; Streptophyta; Magnoliopsida; Malvales; Malvaceae. The coding region runs from base 1 to 534 and encodes 177 amino acids. The record is from RefSeq and is a predicted model, not a curated record. The transcript has 3 exons.